Molecule: messenger RNA, 277 nt
Organism: Dentiscutata heterogama
Lineage: Eukaryota; Fungi; Glomeromycota; Glomeromycetes; Diversisporales; Gigasporaceae
Source: the annotation of a GenBank genome assembly
UAGAGACCAAGAAACUAGUAAAUAUACUAAAUGUGAUAAUUGUCAUCAUUGUAUUAAAGAUAACUCAACUAUUAGAGAUAUAAUACCUGAUAUUGAAGAGCUAUUACGUAUCAUAGAGCUUGAAGAAUUUUAUGAUCAUCAAGAUUUUAAAAAAUUAAGAAAACCGAAACUACUAAGUAUCGUUGAACUUGCAGAAUUCAUGCUUCAAGACUUAAUCAGGAGAGUUAUCGAGGGGCUUGCAGAUGGUGCCAAGGAAAUAAUAAAAGAACAAGAAUAG